Messenger RNA from Stylonychia lemnae, 1935 nucleotides. The record is from the annotation of a GenBank genome assembly. NCBI's taxonomy places the organism in Eukaryota, Ciliophora, Spirotrichea, Sporadotrichida, Oxytrichidae.
AUGUAUGGACAACCAUUCAUGUUUACUUUCAAAGGCUAAAAUAAACUGGGAUUCGAUUUAGCCUUUGGAGGAUACAGUGAUUUAGAUCCGAGGUAUGGCUCAAUUAUUGCAACCCAUAAUGUGAGGCAAAGAUUUAAAAAUAAGACAACAGGUCUUUUAGAGGUAAAAAUGGCUUAUGAGCCUCUUGAAUUGGUUAGAUGUGGGUAAGAGUAUUUCAAUUAUGAAAAUAAGAAUGAAUCAGCAUAUGAUGAUGUUGCUAAUUUGCUAUGCAUAAAAGAAAAGAAGUAUCUAAGUUUAGGAGGGGCAUGGACAACAAAUAGAUUAGAAGAAAUUCAAAUUGUUAUGAAGCCUUGUGAAAAUAAAACUAGUAGCAAGACAAUCUGCGCCUCAGAGUCUCAAAUUCUUGAAUAUUUUUCAACAUUCAUUGAAGAUAGAUAUUUUAUGCCAGUACAGACUAAUCAGUAAAAAGGUUUGGUAAUACUUGUAAAGAAAGGCUUUUCUAAUCUUAAUGAUGAUUUCUUUCCAUUUCAAUCCUAGAAUAAUAAAAACUUUAUCUUUGUAGAUAAUUUCAUUCAGUCUACAGGGAAUCUUGAUUAUCAUGACUGUAAUUGCUACACCAAAAUUAUCUUAAGAAUGGAUGUAGAAUAUGAAAUUUAUGAGAGAAAAGUUUAUAAUUUUGCAGAUCUGCUUUCAGAACUUGGUGGUAUUUAUAGUUCACUAUUUGCAAUCGGAAGUAUAUUCGUGAUGAGUAUCAGCUAAAAUCUCUUUUACUCUCAAAUUAUCAAAGAUAUAUAUCAAAUAAAAGAGUCUUCUUAGGACUUUAUAGGAAAUUUUAGAAAGCAAACUACACUAGAGAGAAAGGAAGAUAAAAAUACAAUAAUUGAUAAGCUUAAGAAUUUAAACACUUUAAACCAGACUCAAAAGACUGACGCAUCAAUUAGAGAGCUUCAUUAAUUUUAAGAUGAUGAAGAGGAAAUAAAAGCACAAGAGGCUCCUUCCCUACUCAGUCGUAUACUAUUUGAAAUUCAGAAUCGUCUUAAUGUUGCCUUUAAAAUAAAGAAUAUUCUUAAGAUAACACUUGGAUUAGUAACUAAAAACGAUUUAAAGAUGAGAAAGGAAAAUUAAGAUUUCAGACAGAUAUAUCUCUUCAAAAAAGGUGUGUCAAAAAUUGAUAAUGAAUUUGAUGCAAUAUCAUUAUUGAAGCUUAUGAAGCAAGUUAAACUUCUCUCACAGGUAAUACUUAACCCUACCCAGAGACUUCUACUAGGCUUUCAGAGAAAAAAUGUCUUAGACUCUGACAGCAGUGAUGCAAAUAACAGUGAUGAGGAUGAUUUGAAAAUCAUCAAUCGAAUGAAAAGCAAAAGUGCAUUCGUUAAGUUGAUGUCACUUGGCAAAAUGAAGAAAAAGAUCAGUGAAUACUUAGAUGAAACAAAAGGUCAAUUUAAUGAAAUAGACAGAAGAAUAUUUUAAGGAAUUAUUGAAAAACAUAUCAAUGAUGCUACUAAUUAAUUUAAUCUGCGUCCUAAUUCAGCACAGUUAUCGAGAUAGCCAACAUUAAUCAAGAAAUUAACUUAAUAAGAUGAAAUAGAAAGUGCUAAAGAAAUUUAAAUUUAAAAAGAAAAUGAUUUUAGUUUCAUGACUUUAGUUGAGAAUGAAUUAUCAAAUAUUGAUACAACAAAAUUGUAGGAUGUUUCAAUUGAUUAGAUAUAUAAUUCUAACAAAAGUUUCAUUCCUGAUAACUAAAUAGUAUCCUCCAAAGAUCUUGCUUUUAAAAAUUAGGAGUAUUUAAGUGAGUUCUGUAUUGAUAAGGAAGAAGAUCAAUAAGACCUAAGAAAUUUCUAAAAAGAGGAAAACAAUUAGGUUCAAAAAAGUUUAGUAAAUAGCAAGCAAGAUACAAUUAAAACCUAAAAAUCAAGAAUUAAGAUUAAAUCAUGA